AUGAGUAGAGAUGUGCAUCAAUUGACCAAGGCCGUGGACGUGCAAGGCGGAGAGAAAAUCAUGUCAUCCCGCUCAAACAACCCGGAGCUCACUUGGCAUCAACAAAUGGACCACCAGGACGAUGCUGGUAUUAUCUUCCAGCAUGAGGACAGGGUGUUCCUACUCGAUAUUCCGUGGUCAAUCACCAUGGCACAAGGGAGAUUACCCGCCAAUCAACAGUCAAGUUCAAAAGAUUUGCCGUUCAUCAAGCGAAGACGCCUACUUUCAUGCUCGCCUUUGAAGGAGCCAUACCCAUCUACCGAGCCUAAAAAGCCCGCUGCUCGUGCCAAUGUUCUCGGCACAAUUCCCGAGUCUGAGAGACGGUACCACUCCGAAAGAAUAAUGCCUCUUGUGGAAGAAGCUUUAGAAACAAUCCGAGCUGCAAUAUCCCCAACUCAAUGGGGGCUCGACCGCGUCGUGCCGGUGGAAAAAGUGGCCUCCUCGGGCUCACAAGAUGGAGUCUCGCGAAAGCGACGAAAUCAAGACCCCCUAAGCAUCAGUUGUGAUCAUAUAUUCAACAAUGAGCCACCAUUGAUUCUAUCAUCUAGCUCGCCGAAUGAGUUCAAGUCAUCAUGCGAGUUGAACGUAGUGAAGAACCCAUCUUCCGAAUCAGCGAUCAUCAACAUAGCCUAUAAUGGCGAUAUGGGCCCUUCAUCAUAUAGGGUCCCUCCCGAGUCAAGUUUCACACUUUGCACAUUGCCUCUGUUUGAGACUGCAAAUGACCGUUCAUCUUUUCUCUACCCCAUCCCCGGUCUAUCUUCGGAUCAGAAAUUCAAUCUCAUCCUUAUGGAUCCACCAUGGCCAAAUCGCUCUGUCCGGCGCAGCGCUCACUACCAAACCCACCACUACUCCGAAAUGGAGGUUCUAGCGGAAGGGUUACGGGACAUUCUUCAGACACACUCCUGCGACACAGAAGUUACACCGCAAGCUCCAUAUACAGGGCCCCCUGACUCCCAUGCCCAGCAGUCACUAGCUGCUAUAUGGAUCACCAAUGCCGAGAAGUCUCGCAAGGCAGCCUACCAAGCACUGGUAGGAUCUGGAUUCCGCGUCUGCGAGGAAUGGAUCUGGAUCAAAACCACCAUAGACGGCCGACCAAUCUCGGCUUUGGAUGGUAUCUGGCGAAAGCCGUACGAGACUCUUGUUAUUGGUCGCAGGGACGCAGAUGUGCGGACCUCGAAAGAGCAUGGAUCAUUACCCAGAAUGGAUGACUUAGCUUCCAUCAGUGACGGAGUCACUAUUCGACGGGUUAUCGCAGCAGUCCCGGAUUUGCAUUCUCGCAAGCCAAACUUGAAGGGCAUGUUUGAACGGAUUUUCUUCAAGUCUCAUUGCGCGCAGUCGUAUUCUGCUCUUGAGGUCUUUGCGCGCAAUCUGACGGCUGGCUGGUGGGCUGCUGGUAAUGAGGUUUUGAACUUCAAUGCUUGUGACUGCUGGGUUGAUCCUAGCGAGUCAGGGUACGAAUUAAAAGAACAAAUACUCCGUACUUGA
Messenger RNA from Penicillium salamii, 1524 nucleotides. NCBI's taxonomy places the organism in Eukaryota, Fungi, Ascomycota, Eurotiomycetes, Eurotiales, Aspergillaceae. The record is from the annotation of a GenBank genome assembly.